Messenger RNA from Xenopus tropicalis (tropical clawed frog), 3361 nucleotides. It is a transcript of the gene sybu, whose product is annotated as syntabulin. The transcript is spliced from 7 exons. The record is from RefSeq and is a predicted model, not a curated record. The coding region runs from base 435 to 2342 and encodes 635 amino acids. NCBI's taxonomy places the organism in Eukaryota, Metazoa, Chordata, Amphibia, Anura, Pipidae. Gene Ontology annotation, cellular component: axon cytoplasm; membrane.
GCAGAGGUAGGAUGACAAGUGGGAGCCGCAGAGCCUGACGGAUGGGAGUUCUACAGAGCGCAGCGCAGAUUGAAUGAUACAUAGUAGCAAAAGGGCGUGGGGCAGGGAGAGCAGCGGGCUGUGGGCGAGUCAGCGGUGGGACUCACAUCCAAUGAUCAAAGGGUCAGGGAAGCGCUAAUGGGAUGCAGCAACGUGUCAGGAAUAGCAGAAUUGUAAUGAGGCCAGACACAGGGUGGGAGGGGCGUGAGAGUGGGGAGAGCAGCAACAAGUGUCAGUGGGCUCAGGGGAAGGGAGAUGAUCAGACAGAAGGAGAGUCAUUCUGAUUAAUAAUACAUAGACUGGCUGCAGCUGCUCCUGCUCUCAUCAUAUCCUCCUCCUCCAGUUGUGCCACAGGAUCCAGCCAGAUAAGCAGCCACUUACCUGGAGUCUGGACCAUGGGACCCCUGCAGGAGAGCAAGAAGAUGCAGGAGAGAGAGCUUGCUCGCAGCCGCAUCCCUCGCCUGGUCCUGCGCCCUUACUUACCCAAACAGAAAAAGUCCCCGUCUUCCGAAUCUCCUUUCUCCGAGGAAGAGAGCAAAGAUUUCCAUUCCAGCCGAUCUGCAAGGACCAUAAGUAGCAACAGCUUCUGCUCAGAUGACACCGGUUGCCCCAGUAGCCAGUCGGUGUCCCCAGUGAAAACUCCCUCAGACGCCGGCCUCAGCCCAAUGGAAUUCUGCACUGGAAGUGAAGAUGAUUUUGGCCGUAAGAGAGUCAGUGUUGGCACCUUUGCCGAUACCAGUGCUCAGCCUGCCCGAUUCAAGAAGGAAAUGAAGAUUUGUCUCCUCAAGACAGGCAGUGAAGCUGAUUUCAGUUCGUCGAGCAGCACGGGAAGCAUUUCUGCACCAGAAGUCCAUAUGACGGCAAUGUCUGGGAAAAAGGCGUCUUUCUCACGCAAUCGUAUUUCCCAUGGAAAGGGUAAUACAGCCUCGUCCAGCAAACCUGGAAGUAGCCCACCUGGUGCACGGGACAAGGACCUUUUCUCAGCGCUGUGCAGGAAUCCAGUGAGCCCUGUUAAUGCCCAUGAUCCCUACGGGGUUUCAUCUGCCAGUAGCAGCAACUCCAGCUCAUACAAGGGGAGCGACACUAGCCCCACCCUGCGACGGACUUCGCGAUAUGCCUCCUGUGGUGAUAAUCAUGGGAUCAAACCGCCAUCCCCAGAGCAAUAUCUGACUCCGCUGCAGCAGAAAGAGGUGUCGAUUCGGCAUCUGAAGUCAAAACUGAAAGAAUCACAGAGCACUCUCGAAGACAGGGAAACAGAAAUUGUAGACUUAAAAUCUCAGCUGGCUCGUAUGCGAGAAGACUGGAUUGAAGAAGAAUGCCACCGCGUUGAGGCCCAACUUGCUCUUAAAGAAGCACGAAAAGAAAUAAAGCAGCUAAAACAGUUCAUCGAAACCAUGAAAAACAGCUUGGCCGAGAAAGACAAAGGGAUACAAAAAUAUUUCAUAGACAUAAAUAUUCAGAACAGGAAGUUAGAAACUUUGCUGCGAAGCAUGGAGUUGGCCCAAGACGGUGGUUUGAUGGAUGAGCCAUGUAUGGAUUAUAUUUGUAACUCGCCUGGGGCAUCCCUGACUGAAAGUGCCAUUUAUGACAAAAUGUCAGAAGGACUUUUACUAGAGGACCAAGCAACAGAAGAAAUGGCAGACUGUGACCUUCUCCUGAAUGAUGACCUUGCCAACAGAGAGGAUUUGUUUGAUGAGAUAAUGAUGGAGACCACCAGUGAACUUGGCAGCUUGGCUACCUUUGAGAUGUUUAAUGAGAAGACCAAUUCCAAAAGGAUCCAAAACUCACUCUGGAUGGAACAAGCUAUUCAAACUGACGUUGUUCCUUACAGCCUUGAUUUUGAAAAUACCAUUCUCAAGAUCUUUAAAGCAAAUAACGAUGGCAAGUCACAAAUUUUACGUGGUCUCCAUUUUAAGUGUUUAACGGGGCCGACAACAUUAGUAGACUUGACUCCAGAUGAUCCGAACUCUGCUAUUCUUUUAUCCCCUGAUUCUCUACAUAAAGAGCCCAUUCUUGGUGGCAAUGAAAGUUGUGCAGUAAAAGAACUGGACUUUGAGGCAGUUCCGUUGGAAGGGUUUGGUCAAGAAAAUGCCCGAGCCUGUGUGACUGAGAGUCAUUGGAGCAACCAUUUUUUCACAGAUCUGUUGGCAGUUGCCGUGCCUAUAAUUCCUACAGUCUUGUGGGCCCUGAAUACUCAAAGAGGAAACCCUGACCCCGUUUACAACAUUGGCACGAUGAUGCGUGGCUGUUGCUUGUUGGCUUUACAUUCCCUUAGAAAAUCAUCCAGCACCACCUCUAUCUAAGAUGGGGGAGCCCAAAUUUAGCCCAAAUGUUGGUAGUCACUUAGAGCACUUAUCAGAUUGAUUGAUUCAAUUUGUCCUAAAUGCACCUAAAGAUAGUUUGUUUGUUUUUUUUGUUGUUGCACUUUAUCACCCAGUUCACUUUAAACAAAAAUCUAUUUAAAAAAAAAAUUAAAUAUAUAUAUAAAUAUAUAAAAAGAGGAAAAAAAAAUUCCCUGAAUUGCACUAAAAAAAUUUUCAAAUGAAAUGCCUCAUGCUAAUUUUCUAAUUUAGAGCCUAAAUCUUGCACUUACGCAACCUGUUUCUAUUGUAGGGCUCAUGCUCCUCGUAGAAUCGCUUCAUGUGUUAUAUUUGCACGGUUUUUUUUUGUUUUUUCCUUUUUUCCCUUUAUUUUUUCCCUUUAUAUUUUCAGUAUGGGAAAUGUUUACAGCUUUCAGUGCGCUUGCAUUGUACUUUGUGCAUUAAGUAUUGGUGUCCAACGGUGGCGUUCUGCCUGAACUCCUGUGUUUGUCCAUUGUAUCCCUUGCCUUCAUAAUGGCCGCUUAUGCUAUGCUGUAGCUUCUGUAUGCUUGGCUGGAGGUCACGUGUCCUAUCCAUGGCUCCCUGUAUGUUUCCAUGCCGACCCCCGUGUACGUUAGUGCAUGUCCGUUUCUGUAUUUGUGUUUGAAGAGCUAAAGGCUGUUUGUUUACAACAUGAAAUAGCAUGGUGAAGUGUAAAUGUAUUUAUAGAUGUCCAUGUUUAAAGUGUAUAGUAAUUCUAAUAAAAACACUGCAAGUGGGCCGAUGUUAGAUUUUAUUGAAUAGAUGCCUAUUUCACGUGCGCUGUGCUUUCUCGGUAGAUGGUUACUGUCCGUGUCCGGUAAUCUGUUCCAAACAGGGUUGAGAAGAACACACAUUUCCUUUUUUUACUAAGCUGUAUAUGUUCCGCUAUUAUAUCGCUCCUCCAAUUCUUCUUCGUAUGUUUUUAAUCGAGUGUCUGUAUACAUAAAGGUCUUUUUAAUAUACUUACUGUUUAAUAAUUA